AUGGAGGCCGAGACAUUGGAACAAAUGCAGGCGCGGCACCGCCGCGAGCUGAAGGAUCUCCAGGGAAGAAUCACAAGCAAGAAGAAGAACGCCACAAAGAAGACGCGCAAGGGCGUCAAUGAUGAAUGCGCCGAGAUGGAACGCCAGUUGAGAGAGACGCAAGCUUCCGAAGUCGCCGCCUUGAACGGAGAAGUCGAGGAAGAUGUUGAGGAAGAGGGACAAGACGACGAGACGCCCGGCGGGACAGAGGUGCUGGAAAAUGCAACUGCGAAGCUCAAGAUUGAAGAGGAAAAUGCUCAGCAGCAGCAGCAGCCUGGAAAGAAGCGAAAUCGACAAAAGGAGCGCCUCGCACGCCGCGCCGCCGAGCAAGAGGCCGCCAUGCUCAACGCCGAGCAGGAAGCCUCGUCCAUGACAGACCACCGCGCGCGCGAAAGCACAUACAUGAAGAGCGCAUUUGCGACGCACAAGCUCACCGAGAAGGACAUUCAACCAGACGGCCACUGCCUGUUCUCAGCGCUGGCGGACCAGCUCUCCCACAAUGGCAUCCCUCUGGGCGGUGGCGGCGACAAGGAAGUAGAAGAGCCUGCGUACAAGACGAUGCGGAAGACGGCGACGGGAUACAUGGAGGCGCAUGCGGAUGACUUUGCGCCGUUUCUGGAGGAGGAUUUCGGGGGGUACGUGAAGAAGAUGCGGGACACGGCGGAGUGGGGUGGGCAGUUGGAGUUGAUGGCCGUGGCGAGGCGCUAUGGGGUUGAGAUUAAGGUGAUUCAGGAUGGGAGGACGGAGAAUAUCAGCGGCAGACAAGAAGACAAGGAGGGAGAGGAAGCGAAGACAUUGUGGUUGGCGUAUUAUCGACAUGGAUAUGGGCUGGGAGAACAUUACAACUCUUUGAGAAGGGCGACGACGACGACGACGACGACAGCGGCAACCACGGCGGAACGAGGAUGA
Trichoderma atroviride IMI 206040 is the source of this 948-nucleotide messenger RNA. RefSeq lists its product as uncharacterized. The record is from RefSeq and is a predicted model, not a curated record. Gene Ontology annotation, biological process: protein deubiquitination. Lineage: Eukaryota; Fungi; Ascomycota; Sordariomycetes; Hypocreales; Hypocreaceae. Gene Ontology annotation, molecular function: cysteine-type deubiquitinase activity.